Molecule: messenger RNA, 7392 nt
Organism: Astyanax mexicanus (Mexican tetra)
Lineage: Eukaryota; Metazoa; Chordata; Actinopteri; Characiformes; Acestrorhamphidae
Gene: appl2
Product: adaptor protein, phosphotyrosine interaction, PH domain and leucine zipper containing 2
Exons: 21
Coding region: 59-2056 (665 amino acids)
Biological process (GO): signaling
Cellular component (GO): cytoplasm; endosome membrane
Molecular function (GO): protein binding
Source: RefSeq, a predicted model, not a curated record
AAGCGAGUCCACACAGCUCCAAUAAUUCUAGCACCAUCACUUACUUGUAAAGAGCAAGAUGCCGGCCGUUCAUAAACUACUCCUGGAGGAAGCCCUGCAGGACAGUCCACAGACUCGCUCACUGCUCAGCGUGUUCGAGGAGGAUGCAGGAACUCUCACAGACUACACCAACCAGCUCCUGCAGUCUAUGCAAAGAGUCUUUGGAGCACAGAAUGAGAUGGCCCUGGCCACAGAACAGCUCUCCAGACAGUUACUCGAGUAUGAGAAACAGAACUUUGCUCUGGGGAGGGGAGAUGAAGAGGUAAUCAACACACUUCAACACUUUGCCAAAACCGUGGAGGAGCUGAAUGCUCUGCACGCUGACUUGUCCAGUCAGAUUGCUGACAGAAUGGUGUUUCCCAUGGUGCAGUUCAGAGAGAAGGAUCUGACCGAAAUAAGCACAUUGAAGGAAAUAUUUGGAAUUGCCACUGAUGAGCAUGAAGCAGCCAUGGUAAAAUACAGUAGACUACCCAAAAAGAGAGAGAAUGAAAAGGUGAAAGCAGAGGUGGUUCGGGAGGUGGCGUUUUGCCGCAGGAAGCAGCACCAGGCCUCUAUGCAGUAUUAUUGUGCUCUAAAUGCCUUACAGUACAGGAAGAGAGUAGCUAUGCUGGAGCCCAUGCUGGGGUACACACAAGCGCAGAUAAGCUUCUUUAAGAAAGGUAUGGAGCUGGUUUCCAAGAAAAUGGACAGUUUCCUGGCAUCUGUAACCAAUAUGACUCAAAGUAUCCAGGCUCAGUUAGAUGCAGAAGCAGAGAGCAUGCGUUUGACUCAGAGAGAGCUCUUGUCGGUGGAGGACACAGUCUACAUGCCCGACCGCGACCUGGAGCCGGUCAACCGUACGCUCAUACAGAAAGCAGGCUACCUCAACAUUAGGAAUAAGACGGGGCUGGUGACCACAGCCUGGGACCGGCUGUACUUCUUCACGCAGGGAGGAAACCUGAUGUGCCAGCCGCGCGGUGCUGUGGCAGGGGGUAUGGUGCUGGACCUGGACAACAGCUCCGUCAUGGCUGUGGAGUGCGAGGACAGACGCUACUGCUUUCAGAUCACGUCACCCACUGGGAAAAUGUCUAUGAUACUUCAAGCAGAGAGCAAGAGGGAAUAUGAAGAGUGGAUCUGCACCAUUAACAACAUUUCUAGACAGAUCUACCUGACAGACAACCCCGAGGCCGUGGCCAUCAGACUGAAUCAGACAGCCAUCCAAGCAGUCACUCCCAUCACCAGCUUUGAAAAGAGGGCAGAGGGCUCCCCCAACCCUGACAGGGCUAAACCGGGUGGGGUUGCCCCCAGCAGCACUAAGAAGUCCUCUUCUCCCCCUGAGCCUGAAGAUCUGAUUGCUCCAGGAACACCCAUCCAGUUUGAUAUUGUGCUUCCUGCGUCCGAGUUCUUAGACCAGAACAGAGCUGGAGGAAGACGCACAAAUCCGUUUGGCGAGACAGAAGAGGAGAGCUCUUCAAGUGCUGAUGACUCUCUUCUACAGCAGGUAUUUGCUGUUCGUUUUCUGGGCUCCAUGGCUGUGCGCUCAGGGCACACACAGGAAGUGAUCUAUGAAGCUAUGAGGCAGGUGCUGGCAGCUCGAGCCAUACACAACAUCUUUAAAACCAGUGAGUCCCAUCUGAUGGUCACCAGCAGCUGCAUCCGGCUGAUUGAUCCUCAGACUCAGGUCACUAAAAUUAGUUUCCAGUUGAUGGAUGUCACCCAGUUUGCAGCGCAUCAGGAGAACAGCAGGCUGAUGGGCUUUGUGGUGGAGGGGACAGACUGGAGUGAGGGGGUGGAGGAAGGACAGCCAUCCUUCAGUGCCUUCAUCUUUGAAAGCAAUACUGAAGGAGAGAAGAUCUGCUACACAAUAAACCUGGGCAAGGAGAUUACAGAAGCAAAGAAGGACCCAGAGGCUUUAGCCCAGCUGAUGAAGACGAUGCCUCUGACCAAUGACGGGAAGUUCCUGUUGUUGGAGAGCGAGACGGGUGAGGCAGCUAACGGAGGAGGAGGAGGACAGGAGGACCUGGAGUCCGAGGCCUGACCGCUCUGUACCUGCGGUCAGAUUUAUCAGCCUUCUCUAAGGAACUGAGCUCUAAGGAACUUCUCCUAUUCUAAUGAAGGCAGUGGGAUGUUCUUCUAGAUCCACACUCCGCUGUACUCCAAUACUCCACAAACCUUCCAGAUCUGCACUUAAACAACAGUUAGCCAAGCAAGUGAAACGUCCUACUCAUUUCUGGAUCUUAGAGAAUUCAAUAAUGUUUAAAUUAGAUUUACACAGAUUCCUGAUCGUCUUUUCCAGUUUGCCCUGAUGCCAAACUAACUUGGCAGCUGAUUAGCUGAUGUGCAUGUUGUUUAACACAGUGUUUUAAGAAUCCUAACAAGGCCUUAAAGCAGCUUACACUCUAUAGCUGCUCUUCUUCAUUAGAGCUGAUCCUACAGGACCCUACAGCAGGAAAUGGUCAUACCGGUGUCCUGUUAAAACAGGUUUUUGAGAAAUAGCUCUCUGAAAGUCACUACAGAGUUACAGAGUUCCCUUAAAAUAUUUGAUUUACCCAUUUUCAAGGCACUUAUACUUCAGUGGCAAAACUGACACCCCUUGUUUUAUGUAUUUAAUGUUUAUUAUAUUUAAACAUAUGGACAUCUGAUCUUUACUUGAACAAUGGUAAAAGAAUAAUAAGAGAUAAUAUAACUAAACACAUAAUGAAAAAUGAAAUGUAUUUCACAAGUAAUUUGCAACAUUUUAUCGCACAGAAAAAUAACACUAUGUUCUCCAGUAGCUGGUAUUUACCCCUCUCUGACAUCAAAUGUGAGAAAGUUUUUUCCCACUCCUCAAUGCAGGAUUCUUUCCGCUGUGUGAUGUUAUGCAGGCACAGCCUUUUUUUUAAAUCACCUCCCAGGUUUUAACAUGGCAAUUCCAGAACUCUUCAUUUUUUUUGUUCUUUUCAACCAUUGCUUGGUGGAUUUACUAGAAUGUUGUGGGUUGUUGUCCUGUUGCAUGGUCCAUCUCUGCUUUAGCUUCCAAACCAAAUUCAGCUGUAUUCGGUUUGGAACGAACAUGUCUUCUGUCCCUUUCCCCAAAUAAUUCCACUUUAGUUUGUGCUUUGGACAGAUGAAUCCAAUGUCUGAGGGUUAAAUAAGCUCAAAUACGCUUAAUCUGUAGCUGAUUUAAAUUUUUAGCAGCGUUCAGGAGAAAUACAUGUUUUUUUUCCAACUUUUUUCUGACAUGCAAGUUACAUUUGUGUUAAUAUAUUUUAAGUUUUAAAAACCAUGACUUCCGUUUUGUGUUUAGUUACGUUAUUUCCGUCUCUCAGAAUCGUUCAAGUGAAAUCUAAUGUUCAUAUGUUCAAAUUAUUACAAAUAAUAAUAAUAAAGAAAGGUCUCGGUGGGGUGACCUUAUGGUUUAAUAAUUGUAGUAGUAGAAUCCCAUGCAGAUGUUAAUCCACAGCUGGGCUUGCGUUUAACAUUUAACAGAAAUCUACUUUGUUCUAAGCACAGAAUGUAUCGGCAAUCAUGUUUCCUAUGAUUCCUGUGCUGUUUAACCAGCAGUGAAGCUCAGUCUGUACCAAUAGAUUUUUCCCAUGAGUUUAAAACUAUUCUGUCUAUUUUGGCAUUGUGUGUGUGUGUGUGUGUGUGUGUGCGCGUGUGUGUGUUGUGUGUUGUGUGACAGUCUGCUGCAAGACAGCUUCUUGACCAAACUGAUUUGAAGGUGGUGUGAACUUGUUCUGAAGUACUUCUGUUUAAAAAGAGAGAAUAACAAUCAUAUUUUACAUGUCAUUCCACACAUCCUCCUCAGGUCCUUUUUAAAACAUCUUUUACAUUCUUUUCACAACACUUAAGAGCUGUUCAUAUUUAAUCCACCUUUAAUAGUGUAUCUAUAACUAAGCGCAGCGCUCUGUUUACAGUAAAUGAUACGCUUAUUUAGGUUUAAUUUGCAGUUUACAAUCAUACUUUAUAAGGGUAUAAAACACUAUGGCUAUGUUCACAUUACAAACCUCAAAUCAAUUCCUUUUUUUGCUCAGAUCAGAUUUAAUGGGUUGUGACUGUUCAAAUUUAAUAAAUGUAAGUGACUUGCAUCUGUUUGUAACAAAAAUAAACCUAUUACUGAAAUGGCAUCAGGUCUGACAUGUCCACACAUCCCUGAAAAAAUAUGACCUUUGUCACAUUUUAGGGUGUUUCUAUAUCUGAAAGUCUAGACCAGAGUUUGAACCAAGGAUCAUGUGUUUGUUACUUUGUUUAAAAAAAAAUCACACUGCAGUUUAGUGAGCAGACUAAAGAACUUCCCUACAUUCUGUAGGGAGCUGCUUCUCGCUAUAGCUUACUUACAAAUGAAAGUCCAGACCAGAGACUGCACCAAGUUGGUUAUGAGUUCAGUGAGUUGCUUUGACCAGGUCAGGGCUCUUGCACCAUUUUGAAAGUCACAUUUAAUGCUUUUUAAGACCUCAAUAAAUAUAAUUUAAGACCCAAAAAUGUGGGCAUAAUUUCUAAAUGUUAGCUAGCUCUCCACUUAGUUAAGUUCUCUCCCUGCUAAUGUUAGCUAGCCCUCCGCUUACCUUAGUUCUCUUCCCAGUAAAGUAGUUAGCUUGCUGCUAAAGUUAGCAUGUUUUCCCGCUGGCAUUAAUUGCACCAUCUGAAAAUGUAAUACCUACAGCAAAUGUACAGUAUGUUUAAGACAAUUUAAUUUAUAAUUACACAGAUUUUAAAUUAAGACAUUUUUAAAGGAUUUUUAAGGACCUGCGGGAACCCUGCAGGUGUUGUUUGGAAUUCUAGCUCUCUGUCUAAAUCUGACACCCCUUUGCAGACGUGCCGCCCGCAGCAGUACAAGUGUAAAAAUGUUCCUCAGAUUCCUUUAUUUCUGUUUAUAAAUAAGGGUAGUUACUGUAAAUAAAUUAAUUCCCAGUCUAAGCGUUUGUCUUUAUACUGCUGCAUCAUGUACAUGCCUACCAAGUGGAGUCGGAUUUCGGCACAACACCAAUUUUUCUUUCCUCUGGUUUGUUUAAAGACCGUCUCAACUUCCUAUAAUUUAUGUAAAAGUCUGAACCGUCUAGUAACGCGUUUUCCAACUGCAGACGAACCGGACCAUGGUUCAGUAGAUCCAAACUGAGACCCCGUCUUUUGGCUGGACCAAACUCUAGUCCUUAGAUCAGGACUGUGGUUCAAAGCCCCUUUCAACACUUGCUACUUUGGUUCGGACCCAAAUAAAAAAAAAAGUCCAGACCAAACAAUAUUGGUGUGUUGUCAGUUUGACGUGUUAUAAGGGGUUAAUCUACAGUUACAGUAGCUACAGGAAUUAACACUGUACGCUGUUGUGCUGAUACUGGUGUGUGCACAUGAAGAGGGGUCAGAUUUUUAGAACAUCAGUUCUUUUUCUUUUACUGAUGCUGAAUAGUUGCUGAUACCAUGCCUCAACCUCCUGGAAUUGUUCCAAAAGCCUGAACUAUCUGAAAAAACAUGCUUUCACGCUGCAGAUGAACCAGACCAUGGUUCUGUAUGCCCACCUCUUUUGGUUGUACCAAACUUUGCCCAUAGUUCACAGCUGCUAUUUUAGUUUGGACCAAAUAGGUACUCUGUAACAACAUUCUUAGGCAAUAAAAAAGCAGUUUGGAGUUGAUUUUGUUGGUAAUGUGAAUGUAGCCUAUGACUAGCAGUAUAGAGUGACUGCUCAAAUUGACAUUCAUUAUUUCUUUAUUUUAAUACAUUUAAUAUCAAAAGCAGGGGUUUUCUUGUAAAAACAUGAAGUUUUGAAAGCUCUUCAUGUCAGAGCUACACUUACAACAUUUACACUCCAACCUUAAAACAAACAUUCCACCCAACUUUGUUUUAGUGGAUGUUAAAAGAUGGAUUAUGAAGGUUUUUUUAUUUUUAUUUUAGCAUCUGUGGCUCCCAGACUGCACCGGUUCUGUUUAAAGGGCUUCUUUUCUAUAUUCCUUUAAGUUUAAUCUGCUUGCUUGGCUGUAUUGAGCUGUUUCCGCUUUAUUAUUAAUAAUAAUAAUAAUAAUAAUAAUAACAACAACAGAUAUAAUGAGUGUUGCACUUCAGUAUUGUACAUAAAAGCAGACAAUAUACAUGUGAUCCGCCCCCAAACAGUAAUUACUGGCUUAUGUAAAAACGGUGGCCAUUCGAUGCUUUAACUGAAAGCAAGCUGUUAAGAGAGGGUUCAGUGGGUGGAUGAUAGGAUCUGGCUUAUUUUCACUGUUUACUGGAGCCUGGUGAAGACGAGAACAGACUGAAGUGCAUGUAAACAUGUCUGUUUCUCAAUAACAGCGUCGUCUGUUUUGUCUGCUGUAGGAUUGGACCAUCACGAGGUUUAAAACAGCAAAUAAUGGUAUUUAAACAUAGUAGGGGUGUAACGGUACAGAAAGUUCACACCUCAGUAUAAACCCCACGGUUCAGUACUUUUACGGUACGGUUGGUGGAAAAAAAAGGAGGCUGGGUAUUCUGUAUAGUCUCACCUUUAUUAGCUUCAUAUUAACAAUGAAUCUUCAUUAAAAUCAUGUUUAGUUUUUUGGGAUGGAAUGUUGUGACAGGGCUCCAGCACUUUUAUUAUUAAAAGCUUGAAACCAGAAUUCUCCUCUACUGUCAUCAUGAGAGGCUCCAACUUUUGGAUCUUGUUAAAACAAAUAAUGAGCAUUAUUUUGCCGCUUUAUAAAAAAACAAAAACAGCAGCAUUACUUUAACUAAUGCUUAAACUACAAAUAUUUUCCCUAAGAAUAUUACUGGAUGCAUUUCAGUGUGUCAGAGUUCUUUUUAAGAAAUAACAGCAUUAGAUUGUUAAAAUUAAAUGAUAUUAGUGGUGUCAAUCACUUAAAAAUGAAUUAAAAUCAUGAUUAAUUUUUUUAAUGCUGGAAUAAUGUAGUGUGGUUUAGGUCUGACAGACUAGAUUAUUUUGGGCUGUAUUUUAAUAUAUCAGAGAGAGAGAAAGAGCAAGCAGAGACAGACGGCGUGAGUGAGAGAGAGAGAGAGUGAGAGAGAGAGAGAAAAAGUGAGACAGACAGCGUGAGAAAGAGAGAGAGAGAGACAGUAAAAGUGAAUUAUCAGCAUUUCUGCGUGCACCAAUAGCAACAGUGCUACAGCUAAACUUUCCAGGUUCUGCAUUUGUUCCGCAUUACAUUCAUUAGUUCCACAAGUCUCCUCUGUACCGCAUAUUCUGCGUGCGUUAGAAGUUUGAGGUGUGCAAAGAAUACACGUACCGUUACACCCCUAGGACACACUGGGGAGGGGCUUUAAGAGCAGGAGUGUGUUUGGUUAGUUAAAACUUUUGGAAAUAAUGUUCGAUCUUGCAAAGUCUGCUGCCUAGAGGGCUUUGCAUGUUUUGUCUCGGUCUUUUCUUAAAACAACAUCUGUAAUAACCUUUAAAUAAAGCUAUGUGAGGAUUUCUAA